Messenger RNA from Penicillium alfredii, 918 nucleotides. RefSeq names its product MAM33 family protein. The record is from RefSeq and is a predicted model, not a curated record. Gene Ontology annotation, cellular component: mitochondrial matrix. The transcript is spliced from 4 exons. Lineage: Eukaryota; Fungi; Ascomycota; Eurotiomycetes; Eurotiales; Aspergillaceae. Gene Ontology annotation, biological process: cytosolic ribosome assembly. The coding region runs from base 1 to 918 and encodes 305 amino acids.
AUGCUGUCACUCCGUACUAUUGCCCGUUCGGUUCCUCGCGCCAUCCCGCGCUCGAUUGCUGGCUCCGCUCUGCGCCCGGUGUCAAGAAUCCCCUCGGCUUUGCCCCAGCCCUGGAAGCAGACCAUCAAGCCCGCCUACGCUGCUUUCUCGACCUCUAGCAUUCGCAAGGAGCCGGCUUCCGAAGGAGACGUCGACCUCCUCAGCAAGCUCAACGAGGAACUGUCGCACGAGUCGGAAACCGAUCCCUCGGAGCUGAAGGACCAGCAGGAGAGCAUUGACGCUUUUCUGAAGGAUGGCAACUGGCAGGUGAAAGAUGUCGAGGGAGAGCAGGAGGUGGUUCUGUCCAAGAAAUUUGGCAACGAGACCAUUCGCAUCACCUUCACCGUCGCCGACAUCAACAACCUCUCCGAGCAGGAGUUCGAGGACAACGCCCUGGGCGAUGAGGAUGACUUCUCAGGCCACCAGUCGAUCAACCAGGGCCGCGGCAACGACAUCGCCCAGCACUCUGAGGACCGCGUGUCCCCGGCCGACCGCGAACUGGACGACCUGGACCGCAUGCCGGAGCCCAGCUUCCCGUCGCGCGUCAACAUCACCGUCGAGAAGCCCAACCAGGGCGCCCUGCUGAUCCAGACCACCGCCCAAGACGGUGCCAUCCAGAUUGAAGACGUCUCCCACUUCAGCAAGCCCGAGCUCGCCCACGCCCAGACCGCCGAGAAGGACUGGACGCGCCAGAACCUCUACGCCGGCCCGGCAUUUGAGAACCUCGACGAGGAGCUGCAGGCUCUCUGGGAGCGCUACCUGGCUGACCGUGGCAUCGACAGUGCUCUUGCCAGCCUGGUCCCUGACUACAUUGCCGUCAAGGAACAGAAGGAAUACGUGCGCUGGUUGUCCAGUGUCAAGAACUUCAUUGGUGCUUAA